UCCGGUUGAUGGCAAACUAGAACACAAUUGGAUCUAGACUCACCAUGGAGCUUAUCUGAGAAAUAAUUGAUCCCUAAUAAGCCUACACUUUAAGACGGACAGAUGAUCAAAAUGAAGAUAAUUGAGAAAGAGAAUGAAGCAGGUGUAGGGGAAAGAAAAUCCGAAAAAGAUCAGAGCUGGAUCCCAAAGAUGAUUAAAAAGAGAGUAUGCACUACCUUUGUGGAGGACUCAUCUAGUAAUGGGGCUUUGUGCCAGUGUGGUGGAGCACAGGAACUUCAUGCAUCCACAACGGCUGGUGAUCAUGUGAUCAGCCAGUGGGACAGUGAACAACACACCUCUGAAUGCCCCACUGAUGCCUUUGGACAGCUGGAGUUUGCUGGAGCUGGACGCAGAAACAGUCCAUUUCUACGUCUGGCACACGAUACACCUCCAGACAAUGUUUACUCGCUGAUGACAUCGCAGUGGGGCCUGCCGGUACCCAAUCUGGUGGUGUCUGUGGUUGGAGGAGAGGGAAAAGAGAAGGUAAAACCUUGGGUGCGAGAGGUGAUCAGACAGGGUCUUGUCCGGGCUGCACAGAGCACAGGGGCUUGGAUCAUGACAUCAGGUCUGAGGGAGGGCGUUGGUCGUUGUGUAGGUGAGGCAGUAAGGGAUCAUUGUGCAACAGCUUCAUCUCUUUCCCAGGGCAAAGUUAUAGCUGUUGGUGUUGCACCCUGGGGCUUGAUAUACCAACGUCAGCAACUCGUAAACCCACAGGGUAGUUUCCCAGCACGGUACUAUGUGCACAACAUGCCCCGUGAGUCCAGCUGCCUGGACAACAACCACCAGGCCUUCCUCUUGGUGGAUGAUGGAAGUGUAGGAAAGAGAGGUUGUGAAACAAUGUUCAGAGCCAACCUGGAAGACUUCAUCUCCCAUCAGCGCACUGGCAUCUGGGGUAGUGGAAGCAUUGAGAUUCCUGUUUUGUGUGUGCUGAUCGCAGGAGAUGCUGCAAUGCUUGAGAGAGUGGAUUUAUCUCUGAAAAAUAGCACUCCAUGGUUGGUGCUGGCAGGGUCGGGUUCAGCGGCAGACUUGAUAGCAUCAAUACUGAAGGAUCUCGACAUACCUCUGAGUCCACCGGGGAGUCCCACUUUGCCAACCGCUUCCGAAGAAAGUAUGAAAAGAGCCAGAGUUGAGCUCAGGGACAGAGUGAGAGAGAAGAUUAACAAACACUUCCCAUCUGAGACUGACCUGGAGAAGCUUGUGGAGCAGGCACUUAGUAUCUACCACAACAGAGAGCUGAUCACCGUGUUUCAUGGAGACCUGGAAGGGCGAGAUGACUUUGACAGAAUCAUCCUAAGAGCUCUCGUAAGAGCUGCUAAACGGGAAGCUAAUGAUGCUAGCGAGUACACUGAAGAGCUGAAGCUGGCAGUGGCCUGGGACAGAGUGGAUAUCGCCAAGAGUGAACUCUUUAACGGUGGCAUCCAGUGGAGGUAUGAAGACCUGGAGGAAUCAAUGACUGAUGCGCUGGUGAACGACAAGCCCCAUUUUGUGCGUCUGUUUGUGGAAAACGGCUUGAACAUACUGGACUAUCUGACGUACCAUCGUUUAGAGAGUCUUUACGGCUCAGUGUCGGACUGCAGUCUGGUGUCGUCAUUCCUCCAGAGGAGGCUGCAGGAGCGAGUGGAGUUAGCUGGCUCUCAGACCCGUUUAACUUUACCAGAUGAGAAUUCAUCUUUCAAGAGCCACGCCACCACCCUCACCACCCCAUCCGCUGCUCGAGACCUCACUCUGUAUGAGGUUUCACGGGUAUUAUCAGAAAUCAUGGAAGAUGUCUGUCAGCCGUUUUACUACGUUACUCUUGGAGUAGAACACAGAUGGGCCUCAAGGAAAGCAAUGAAGCAUGUGAAUAUGUUGCUUCAAACUGAGAGUGUGUACCGGAAACAGCGCUGUAUGUCUCCUUGGAUAUCUCUGUUCAUCUGGGCCGUUCUUCAGAAUCGCAGAGAAAUGUCUAUCUACUUCUGGGAAAUGGCGGGGGAGUCGGUGCUAAGUGCUCUUGCCGGAUGUAAGAUACUAAGAGAGCUCUCCAAGUUGGAGACAGAGACUGAGACCAAGCUCUCAAUGAAAGAACUUUCUCAAACCUUUGAGAAUCUGGCUCAUGAUGUGUUUAGUGAGUGUUACCAGAGCAAUGAGAGCCACUCUUUCAAGCUCCUGAUCAGACAGUCACCUGUAUGGGGCAGCGCCACCUGUCUGCAGAUGGCCACCGCGGCUGACGCUCGCCUCUUCUUCAGUCAUGAUGGAGUGCAGACUUUACUGUCAGAGAUAUGGUGGGGGGACAUGGACAGCAAUACAGAAGUGUGGAAACUCCUCCUCUCAUUUUUCCUGCCUCCCUUUAUCUACACCGACCUCAUCAGUUUCAAGGAGCAGGAGAAAGAUGAAGAGCCAGAGGAAUUCCAUCCGGGUAAAGAAUUUGACAGCAUCGAGGGAGCCGAGUCAUUGCCUGAUGGCAUAAAUAUGGAGGAAGAUGUGGAGGAAUGUAAUCCUCUAAAAGGAAAGCCGGAAGCAUCAAGAGCUAUCACUCAAAAACGGCCUUUUAUAUUGCACCGAUGGCGGCAGUUCUGGUUUGCACCGGUCACUUCGUUUCUAGGCAACGUGUUGAUGUACUUCCUCUUCCUGUUCCUGUUUGCUUACAUCCUAUUGGUUGACUUCAAGCCCCCGCCUCCUGAUGGACCCGCCCCUUCAGAGCUUGUGUUGUAUUUCUGGGUUUUUACUCUGGUCUGUGAGGAAAUUCGACAGACUUUUUUUGUAGGAUCUACCACUGUAUUUCAAAGGAUGAAGUUGUACAUCCAAGACAUCUGGAACAAGUGUGACAUCACGGCCCUCACGCUCUUUAUUCUUGGGCUUCUCUGCAGAAUGUUUCCGUGGACGUAUAAUUUUGGACGUGCGGUACUGUGUGUCGACUAUAUGGUCUUCACGCUCAGACUCAUUCAUAUAUUUGCAGUUCACAAACAACUUGGUCCCAAAAUAAUCAUAGUUGGCAAAAUGGUGAAAGAUGUGUUUUUCUUCCUGUUCUUCCUGGGGGUGUGGUUAAUGGCAUAUGGAGUAGCCAAUCAGGCGCUGCUGUACUCCUAUGACUCUCGGUCUGGUUGGGUAACUCGGCGCGUGUUCUACAGGCCAUACAUGCACAUAUAUGGGCAGAUACCACUGGAUGAAAUUGAUGCUGACAAGAGACACGAGAAAGAGUGUACAGACAACGUCACGCUCAUCCAUCAGGGGGCGGAGCCAUGCCCACAGUCUGAUUCUAACUGGCUGGUUCUUAUUCUGCUGUCAAUCUACUUGUUGGUCACCAAUAUUCUGUUGGUGAACUUGCUCAUUGCAAUGUUCAGUUACACAUUCAAUAAAGUUCAGGAGCACAGCGAUGUACACUGGAAGUUCCAGCGCUACAACCUAAUCUCAGAGUACCACUCACGCCCCUGCCUCUCCCCGCCCUUCAUCAUCAUCUCCCACCUCCAUAUCUUCAUCAAAAGAGUCAUUCAGAGAUUGCCCUCCAAUAAGAACCAACACUUCAUGUUGGACCUGAACAGCAAAGAGGCCAGUUUGCUGAACAUGUGGGAAUCGACACUGAAGGAGAACCUGCUUUCCACGCAAGGCAAGAGACAACGAGAGAGUGACACGGAGCGGCUAAAACGCACCUCCACAAAGGUGGACAGCGUCCUGAAGCAGAUGUCGGAGAUUCGCGAUCACGAUCGUAGGUUGAGAAAGCUGGAGUCAGAGGUGCAGUACUGCUCUACUGCCCUCUCCUGGAUAGUGGAGGCACUGUCUCAGAGUGACUUUGUAAAGAAGACAGGUCCACCUCCUCUUCCUUCCAAAGGUAUUGCUUCUAAACGGCCCACUUUUUCCAGAUGAAAAUGAUGCUGAUAAUGCAGAUAUGCAAACGUGUGGUUAUUUUUUGUAUGAUUCUUUGUGCAAUUUCAGCUUACUGACAUGUUAUAUGUCAAGAACACGUUGUUUGUAUCUGAUUUUUAACAUUGCAUCAGGAAGAAAAAUAUGAUUUGUUCUAGUUAAGUUUAUAAAUAUAAUGGGCCCUAUUUUAACGAUCUGAAACGCAUGUGUCAAAGCGCGAAGCGCAAGUAAGUUUGUGGGCGGGUCUCGGCGCUGUUGCUAUUUUCCCGGCGCGGUAAAUGGCUCUUGCG
Carassius auratus (goldfish) is the source of this 4166-nucleotide messenger RNA. RefSeq names its product transient receptor potential cation channel subfamily M member 4-like. NCBI's taxonomy places the organism in Eukaryota, Metazoa, Chordata, Actinopteri, Cypriniformes, Cyprinidae. Gene Ontology annotation, biological process: calcium ion transmembrane transport. The record is from RefSeq and is a predicted model, not a curated record. The transcript has 28 exons. Gene Ontology annotation, molecular function: calcium-activated cation channel activity; ligand-gated calcium channel activity. Gene Ontology annotation, cellular component: plasma membrane. The coding region runs from base 103 to 3879 and encodes 1258 amino acids.